UUAUUCAGUUUACAACUUUCGCUCGAAACGGACGUGCGACUUUGUCCGGCAAUCCGCGUUCGAGUGGCAAACAAUAGCUAUACAAAUAAAUAGUAAUCAAACAAGCGAGUGCACAAUAGGGGCAUAAAACAACAACAAGAGAAAAAAAAAGUAAUUCAAACCUAAAGUGAGCUUAUCAUCGAAUCUAACUUCUUAACCAACACUGCGUAUGCGUGACUCGUUUAUAUGAAGCGGCGACAUAAAACAGCCCUUUUCUACAUCAAGAUGUACAAGAGAAAGGCCUGAAAGCCCACAAAUGAACUUCUAGUGAUUUGCGAUAAUAAUUAGUAAUAAUAGAGAAAAAGAGUUCCAAAGUUAAAUCACACAUCGCGUCUAGAUGUCAUCCGCUUAACUCACUUAACACCCAUCGAAUUCGGUCAAAAUUGCGCCCGUUCGUGUUCACGCUGCGCCCAGCCCAACGCCCACCACCACUGCCACCACCCAACAUCCAUUCAACAGCAACAACAACCAUCAAAGCGGCAAGACGACGGACUCCGGCACAGUGGGUCACACUGCCGCAUCGACCACAAGACAGCGGCGGCAAAGUGGAAGUGGCAGUGGCAUCCACAAGAAGCGCAAGAACAUCUGGCCAUUCAGGAUGCGGGUGAAGGUGGCCAAGCGCCUGUGGUUCCACCGACAGGCGUCCACCAAGAGCGACCGCUUUCCACAGCCAAACGAAGUAACAGAAGGUGCCUUACAGGUCUGGCGGACCCUGCCGGAGCGCAUUCGUCAGGAUCCCAGUCUAGCCUCCUUUCGCCAGGAGCACGAACGUCUGCAUGGCGAUGUGGACCAGCUGCACGCGGAGGAGUCGGAAUUGCGUGUGCAGAAUGGACACCACGAGGAGACGGCGCUGGCCAACCAGCCAUUCACACAGAUCGGGAUCAAUGUGACGAACGAGGCGGGUCAGGUGCGGGUGCUCGAUGGCAGUUUUCUGUGAUUCCCCGUGCCCAUUUGCAGGGAUCUGGAGAAUAACAACGAUGAUCAACACGACGAGGCCGAGCCGCAUGCCAAGAGUUUGAUACGAAAGUAUCUCAUCUGGUUUAAGAUAGCCAUACUCCUGGUGGUCUGGUGCGUCUUCACCGCCUUCCUGAUGUCCAACAACGAGCAUGUGGACCAACUGAGCCUCAUUAGUGUUCCUAGGAAUAGCUCACCCAGAGUAUUUCCCAUUGCCACCGCCAGUCUGCAGAGGAUUGGCCUGGGCCUGCGCGGACCCUUCCGCCUGCAGGAGAACGAACUGGCCAUUAACGCGAGUGUUCCACUGCCCCUGCUCCAGGUGCAGGUGAUGCGCAGCUAUUUCGAUGGCGAGGGCAUGGAGAUCUACAUCGAGAACGCCAGCCAGGUGUGGCAACUGGACGUGGUCUAUCCCGAUCUGAUAGACGCCACCAGGGAUACGAAGAAGCAGCGUACCUUCGAGCUGAGUCCCACUGAUCCCUUAUGGUUGGCCCAGGCCAAUCGCACGGAGCUGAGCUUCGAGUUCACCAGCUCCAUUGAGGGCGAAUUGCCGCUCCAACUGAAUGUGGAUGAGUCGCCCAUCUAUAAGCGGGAUGGAGUCAUCUAUGCUGCGGCUGUGCUCUGCGGCUUGUACGUGAUGAUCAUCUGGGAGAUUGUGAAUCGAACCUUUGCUGCCAUCAUCGCAUCCACCUUGUCGGUUGGUAUACUGGCUGCACUGAACUCCAGGCCCUCGAUGGCCACCAUCAUGGGUUGGAUUGAUGUGGAGACACUGCUGCUGCUCUUCGGCAUGAUGAUUCUGGUGGCCAUUCUCUCCGAGACGGGAGUCUUUGACUAUCUGGCUGUGUAUGCCUACAAGAUAACCAACGGACAUGUUUGGCCACUCAUCAAUUGCCUCUGCCUGUUCACCGCUGUCCUGUCGUCCUUCCUGGACAAUGUGACCACCGUGCUGCUGAUGACCCCGGUGACGAUACGACUCUGCGAGGUCAUGUGCCUCAAUCCGGUGCCCAUACUCAUGUGCAUGGUCAUCUACUCGAACAUUGGCGGUGCACUGACUCCAGUGGGGGAUCCGCCCAAUGUCAUCAUAGCCUCGAAUAGCUACAUAUCCAAAAAUGGCGUCAAUUUUGCUGUCUUCACCUUGCACAUGCUGCCCGGAGUUCUGCUGGUGAUGGUGCAGACCUAUAUCCAGUUGCGUUUCAAGUUUCGCAACAUCAGUGAUCUGCAGUUCAAGGACUCGCCGGAGGUGGAGGAACUGCGUCACGAGAUACACGUAUGGAAGCGGGCAGCCGCCAGUCUAUCUGCCUAUUCCAAGGAUGAGGAACUGGUGCGGCAGACACUGAUGAAGAAGGUGAAUCGCUUGAAGAGAAGCCUCAAGAAACGCAUGACGGCGGUCAUAGAACCGGCACCCAAUUACCAACAAACUCUGGCCAAUCUUCAGGCAAAGUACCCCAUUCGCAACAAACCGCUGCUGAUCAAGUGUUCGGCCGCCUUGGUCUUUGUGAUCAGUUUGUUUUUCCUGCACUCGGUACCCGAACUCCAGAGACUGUCUUUAGGAUGGACCGCUCUGCUGGGUGCCAUAUUCCUCAUCAUUCUGGCGGACAUCGAGGACAUGGAGGCCAUACUGGCACGCGUGGAAUGGUCCACGCUGCUCUUCUUCGCAGCUCUGUUUAUUCUCAUGGAAGCCCUGACGGAACUGGGACUGAUUGAGUGGAUCGGCAACAUGACAGAGGGCAUUAUCCUGGGAGUUGGCGAGGAUCGGCGACUGAUGGUGGCCAUUUUGAUCAUUCUAUGGGUUUCCGCUGUGGCUUCCGCUUUUGUGGACAACAUACCGCUGACCACGAUGAUGGUCAAGAUCACCAUAUCACUGGCGCAGAAUAGCACCUUGAAUCUGCCACUACAGCCUCUGGUUUGGGCCCUGGCCUUGGGCGCCUGUUUGGGAGGCAAUGGCACUCUGAUCGGAGCCUCUGCCAAUGUGGUUUGUGCCGGCGUGGCGGAGCAGCACGGCUACAAGUUCACCUUCCUGCAGUUCUUCAAAGUUGGAUUUCCCAUCAUGAUCGGCAGCAUCAUUGUCACCACGGGCUAUCUGCUCGUUUCGCAUUCGCUGUUCGCGUGGCAUUGAUGAAGGGCCCCCAUGGAUGAAGGAGUUGACUGUGUCGAUUCGCAACAAGGCGCACUGUACCUCGUUACCUAACGGACAGAAACUGUUCCGGAUGCCACAGACAUCCGGUUUCCGAUGCCGGAAGCAGCUCCAAGCUGGAUGGGAAUCAACUCCUUAUGCGAUUGUCAUAAGUGUUGGUUCCGGGUAAGCAGAGGGAAACGGAAACGAAGAAUAUUACAUGAAAAUACAUUUAUUUUUACACGUCGUUGUUAGUGUAGUGUGUAGCAUAAAUAACAUAACAAACAACAACAAUUAAGAGAAUUAAAAUAAAUAUAAAUUAAUUAUUUACAAUUAAUACUGUCGCUGAACUGUGAAACAAUUGUUAAAUGUUAAAUGUAUGAAUACGAAUCAAAUAUAAACGAAACAAAUAAACUAAUUUAAACAGCAAC
Messenger RNA from Drosophila melanogaster (fruit fly), 3534 nucleotides. RefSeq names its product hoepel1 (gene hoe1). Gene Ontology annotation, cellular component: membrane. Lineage: Eukaryota; Metazoa; Arthropoda; Insecta; Diptera; Drosophilidae. The record is from RefSeq and is marked reviewed. The transcript is spliced from 11 exons. Bases 1130 to 3106 code for a protein of 658 amino acids. Gene Ontology annotation, biological process: transmembrane transport; monoatomic ion transmembrane transport.